Messenger RNA from Pseudovirgaria hyperparasitica, 730 nucleotides. RefSeq lists its product as uncharacterized. The transcript has a single exon. The record is from RefSeq and is a predicted model, not a curated record. NCBI's taxonomy places the organism in Eukaryota, Fungi, Ascomycota, Dothideomycetes, Acrospermales, Acrospermaceae. Bases 260 to 631 code for a protein of 123 amino acids.
AGCGAAACACACAUUGCUGUCACAGCUGAGAUCAGUCUGCAUAGCAUAGCAUUGCAUACAUAGUUAUUAUUGUUUAUUUUCUUUCUUGUCUCUCUCUGACAGACAGACACAGACUGAAUCGAUAGUUGGAUGUCGAUAGUUGGAUGGUAAUAUGGUGUGGUAUACGGUUGGGCUCUGUUUGAUGUGUGGGAACUGGCCGGGAAUUCCCCUGAAGCGGGAAAAUGGAAAAUGGAAAAAAUUGUUCACAAAGAAGUAGCUAAUGAUCCAUCCCAUCCCAUCCCAUCCCACGCUCAGCCGAUCAAUCACCGGAUACUUUCAUUGUUGGGUUGGAUGUUUUUCGGGGGGUUUUUGGGUUAGUUGGUUGGUUGGGUCCGGGGGAGAAUUGACGGGGUGCUUUGGGCGAGUGGAUGAGUGUGAUGGAAGUGAGGAUGGACAUGGACAGGCCUUGAUAUAUGGGAUGUCCCGGCUUCGUAUGUUUGUUUGUUUUGUUUGUUUGGUUGUUUGUCUAUUAUGUGGCAGGCUGAAAAAGCAAACGGGGAGCCAGUACAAUGGUGAUGACGAUGUAGCCCCAGAACGCCGGCCGGCCUGCCCGCCCCAAGACGGCAUAUACUGCACUGUAGGCUGUAGUUAGGCUGGAGUAGCGUCGAUCUAGCGGGGGGAGUGGGCAGCGUGUCUCGCCCGAUUUGGCGGGAAUCUAGUGCGGAGGGGGAAUCUAGUUGGGCGCGAGGCA